UAAAUUUCCUUAUCUUCAACACACUAUAAAAGGUGACAUCUAACAUAUCACACAUAUAACAUCUAUUAUUCAUUAUACAAAAUGUCUUAUACACAUAGAAGAAGUUGUAUUUCUGGGCUCUUUCUCUUGUUGUUAGCUCUUGCUUGUGAAGCGAAUUCGGGGUUUAUAGGAGUUAAAGAUUCUCAUUUUGUACUCAAUGGAUCCCCUUUUCUAUUCAAUGGUUUCAACUCAUAUUGGUUGAUGCAUGUUGCUGCUGACCCUGCUGAAAGGUACAAAGUCACUGAGGUUCUUAAAGAUGCUUCUAUCGCUGGUCUUUCUGUUUGUCGUACUUGGGCUUUUAGUGAUGGAGGUGAUAGAGCAUUACAAAUAUCACCUGGUGUUUAUGAUGAACGUGUUUUUCAGGGUUUGGAUUUUGUGAUCGCGGAAGCUAAGAAAUAUGGUGUUCGUUUAAUAUUGAGCUUUGUAAAUCAAUGGAAUGAUUUUGGAGGAAAAGCUGAAUAUGUUUGGUGGGCGCGAAAUGCAGGAGCUCAAAUUAGUAAUGACGAUGAAUUUUAUACUCAUCCUAUACUCAAAAAAUACUUGAAGAAUCACAUUGAGAAAGUUGUUACAAGGUUGAAUAGUAUCACUAAAGUUGCUUACAAAGACGAUCCAACAAUUAUGGCAUGGGAACUCAUGAAUGAGCCUCGCGAUCAAGCUGACUAUUCAGGAAAAACUGUUAAUGGUUGGGUUCAAGAAAUGGCGAGUUUUGUGAAGUCAUUAGAUAACAAACACUUGUUGGAAGUUGGAAUGGAGGGAUUUUAUGGUGAUUCAAUUCCUGAAAGGAAAUUAGUUAAUCCUGGUUAUCAAGUUGGAACAGAUUUCAUUAGUAACCAUCUUAUCAAUGAAAUUGAUUUUGCUACAAUCCAUGCAUACACUGAUCAAUGGUUAUCUGGACAAAGUGAUGAAGCACAAUUGUUGUGGAUGGAAAAGUGGAUAACAAGUCAUUGGGAAGAUGCAAGAAAUAUAUUAAAGAAACCUUUAGUGCUUGCUGAAUUUGGAAAGUCUAGUAGAUCAGGUGAAGGAUCAAGAGAUAUAUUUAUGAGUAGUGUGUAUAGAAAUGUGUAUAAUUUGGCAAAAGAAGGUGGAACAAUGGGAGGAAAUUUAGUAUGGCAACUAAUGGCACAUGGAAUGGAGAAUUAUGAUGAUGGUUAUUCUAUUGUUUUGGGACAAAUUCCUUCAACUACACAAAUUAUCUCAAAUCAAGCUCAUAUCAUGACAGCUUUGGCUCAUUCUCUUAAUUCAAGAGUGAAGACAUGAUAAUAAUCAAUUUAUAAUCCAUCAUAUUUAGUAUUAUUAAUUUGAGAUGAUAUUACCAAACAUGUUGAAGUUGAUUAAUUAAACACAAGAAUGUAAUUGAAUAAAUUGUUUUAGUAAAAAGGAAAGUUAUGUUAU
This is a messenger RNA of Solanum pennellii, 1431 nucleotides long. RefSeq names its product mannan endo-1,4-beta-mannosidase 3. Gene Ontology annotation, molecular function: hydrolase activity, hydrolyzing O-glycosyl compounds. NCBI's taxonomy places the organism in Eukaryota, Viridiplantae, Streptophyta, Magnoliopsida, Solanales, Solanaceae. The record is from RefSeq and is a predicted model, not a curated record. Bases 82 to 1296 code for a protein of 404 amino acids. The transcript is spliced from 5 exons.